This is a messenger RNA of Seminavis robusta, 1089 nucleotides long. Lineage: Eukaryota; Bacillariophyta; Bacillariophyceae; Naviculales; Naviculaceae. The record is from the annotation of a GenBank genome assembly.
AUGGCGUAUGACAAGAUGCAUCUGAGUGUUGGCACAGUUCGUUGUGCCAACGAGAGAAGACAGUAUGGUGCUCUACUGAUGGUGUCAGGGAUUGUGGCAGUAAUUGCACCACUGGGCGGAAUAGUCACAUCCAUGAGCACAAAUGGCUUACCAGAUGCAGUCAGAGACCCUGGCUCGACCGAGUGCUGGUCUUUUGUGGGGUUAUGCUGCUUCUUUGCCAUUGGGGUCUCCUCCGUCGUCACGGGAUUUGCAGAGUGUGUCCAUGAUAUCGGUACCACAAGAGUGACUUUCUGGACCAUUCUGCUCACUCAGACAGCCUAUAUUCCAUUCAUUACCGAAAUGGCGAUUAUAGGACAGGGUGCUAGAAAGGAUAAUAGUACCCCGGCCUUUUGGAAUGUGAUUGAUGUUGUUCCCGGGCUGGAAACCUCAAGUGAGAUAACUGGCACGGAUGUCAGAUUCAUUGCGGCAAUGGGCAUAUUUGGUGUGGCAUCCUAUAUGUUUGCCUUUGUGGGCCAGAUUGCCUUUAUGCAGUUUUCACUUUAUGCCUUUUACAAUGCCGUACCAGAAGACAGACAUUCCGGGUACUUUGCUGGAAGAUUAAGUUUUUACUCUCUUGUGCUUUGCGUGGCUGGCAUCAGUCAGUUGAUGCUUGGAAGCUAUCUCUUGACAAACUUUGACAUUGACAAUGGAAGGCUAUCCGGUGGGUAUAUUUCAGUUGGUAUUUACACAAUACUCUACCCCUCCAUGUCCAUGGCAGUCGGAGGGCUGCAGGUUAUUAAUGGACUCUGGGGUUUUGCCAGGUCACUGGACGUGGCACAUGGAGGACCAAAUGAUAUACUGUACGGGUGGUCCAUGGCAUUUCAGUGGGUGGUCAUGCUGGUGGUGCAGGUCAUUGUGCAAAUUGGAUAUCUUCCUGGAGGCACCAUGGCUUCGUCAGCCCCGUUUCUGGCAGCCAUGAGCUUUUCACUCAACCUGAUGCCUACGUAUCUCGACUACAAAAUGAGAAACACAUUACAAGACAUACCAAUCGACUAUUAUGGCUGCUCCGAUGAAUACGAACAAGAGCACACAGGGAUAACGUUGCAGUAG